Messenger RNA from Pelodiscus sinensis (Chinese soft-shelled turtle), 468 nucleotides. The record is from RefSeq and is a predicted model, not a curated record. Lineage: Eukaryota; Metazoa; Chordata; Testudines; Trionychidae.
ACACGGAAGCCGAGGUGGGGCUAAGUCGAAGGAUGAUGCGGUACUGGGCAGAGUUUGCCAGGAGUGGGACCCCCACAGGCGAGGGGGGCACAGGAGAGCCAUGGCCCCGCUAUGACCCCCUGAAACAGAACUUCUUCCGCAUCCGACUCGAGUCAUCCCAGGUGGUGGAGAUGGAGCUCACCCGACACUGCAGCUUCUUGGCACCACUGCGUGCAGAGAAGUUGAGCCUGCCAGGUGCAGGCUCCGGACUUGCCCUCCCCAAGGACCUGUGACUGAAGAAUGGAGCAAUCCCAGUCCCUGGAUGGUAGGAACCCACCCUCCGAGAAAAGCUUCCAGUUCCUGUUAGCGCCGGCAGAGUCCUUAACGAGGAUCCUGCUAAUUAACCUGCUGGGAAUCCAUGGACUGACCCACCCUCUGCGAUUCCUCUGUCCUCUCCCCUCCUGCAUUAAAGUAUAUUCUGUCCAGAAA